Molecule: messenger RNA, 740 nt
Organism: Truncatella angustata
Lineage: Eukaryota; Fungi; Ascomycota; Sordariomycetes; Amphisphaeriales; Sporocadaceae
Exons: 1
Coding region: 126-356 (76 amino acids)
Source: RefSeq, a predicted model, not a curated record
CAUGAGGAUUCAACAAAGGACUAAAAUAUGACGCCAUAUUUGGCACCGUUUUCCGCUUAUCUGGGGGGAAGCCUGAAGAUGACAGAUACAUAUCUUCAUUUUGUUUCUUUGGAGACUGUUUAUGGAUGACUGAGUACCGCUCGCGUCCCGAAAUGUCCCCGAUAGCCUUCAUGGAGUCUUCGGUCUCCCAUUGGCAGACGCAAUCAGAGGUCCGACGUGUUUUCGUCCUAGACAUAUGCAAACGGAUGGAAAGUAGAGUGGUAUACGAUACAAAUUUUAUGUCCACCACAAACGGACAUUUUGGACUAACAACCAAAAGCAAGGCCAAAAAAGUAAUGAUGAUAGAGAUGCGAUAGCGUUGCAGCUUGGCUGAUAUAAUUCAUAAACGAAACAAAGAUUGCGCAAAUGCCGAGAUCAUGAUGAACUUUUCCCCUUAGUCAACACCCCAUGGAAGAAGACGAGGAAGGACGGAACGACUUAGCAUGACUUGGGUUUGCGAUCGCAUGCUUUGUGGCAUGAUAGAUGAUGAAUCGAAAUUCUCUUGGAAUCCCGACGAGAUUAUGACCAAGGUCCAAGCAACGCCGAAGACUCAAGUAUCGCCGGCUCGGUAGAUUACUUGGAAAGAGAAGAUCAUUUCUGGUAGAGACAAGCACACUGACAUGGGAUGCCUGAAAUUACAUUGCAGGCAUCUGGCGACGAUACAACCAUGUCCGCAGGACAUUCCGGUCAUGGGACAUUGC